Molecule: messenger RNA, 4390 nt
Organism: Trichosurus vulpecula (common brushtail)
Lineage: Eukaryota; Metazoa; Chordata; Mammalia; Diprotodontia; Phalangeridae
Gene: LMX1B
Product: LIM homeobox transcription factor 1 beta
Exons: 8
Coding region: 239-1423 (394 amino acids)
Biological process (GO): regulation of transcription by RNA polymerase II; neuron differentiation
Cellular component (GO): nucleus
Molecular function (GO): RNA polymerase II transcription regulatory region sequence-specific DNA binding; DNA-binding transcription factor activity, RNA polymerase II-specific
Source: RefSeq, a predicted model, not a curated record
GGAACCACGGCCAGAACCCAGAGGAAUAAGCCGCUCCUCUCGCCUCUUCUCCGGGGUCCUGCAAAACGUUGUAAAGGCUUAAAAAAGAAAGAAAAGAAAUUGAUCCCCAUCCUCCAGGGGAGUCUGGCCCGAACCCCGCCGGGAUUCGCGUGUUGUCUCCUGAUAUCGAGGAAUAGAGAAGCAGAAGACCAAGCCUCCUGGACCCCCGAGUUCACAGCUAGCCCCGUGUCGGCGCCCCAUGGAUAUAGCAACAGGUCCCGAGUCUCUGGAGAGGUGCUUCCCCCGUGGACAAACCGAUUGCACCAAGAUGCUGGACGGCAUCAAGAUGGAAGAACACGCCCUGCGCCCCGGGCCCGCCACCUUGGGGGUGCUUCUGGGCUCGGACUGCCCGCAUCCCGCCGUCUGCGAGGGCUGCCAGCGGCCCAUCUCGGAUCGUUUCCUGAUGCGAGUGAACGAGUCGUCCUGGCACGAGGAGUGUUUGCAGUGCGCUGCGUGUCAGCAAGCUCUCACCACCAGCUGCUACUUCCGGGAUCGGAAACUCUACUGCAAACAGGACUACCAACAACUUUUUGCAGCCAAAUGCAGCGGCUGCAUGGAGAAGAUUGCACCCACGGAGUUUGUGAUGCGGGCCCUCGAAUGCGUGUACCAUCUCAGCUGCUUCUGCUGCUGCGUGUGCGAGAGGCAGCUUCGGAAAGGUGACGAAUUCGUGCUCAAGGAGGGCCAGCUGCUCUGCAAGAGUGACUACGAGAAAGAGAAGGACUUACUCAGCUCUGUGAGCCCAGAUGAGUCAGACUCUGUAAAAAGUGAUGAGGAAGACGGUGACGUGAAGCCAGCCAAAGGCCAGGGUGGCCAGGGCAAAGGCAGUGAUGAUGGCAAGGAUCCUAGGAGGCCGAAGCGGCCCCGGACCAUCCUCACCACACAGCAGAGGAGAGCAUUCAAGGCCUCCUUUGAAGUUUCCUCCAAGCCCUGUCGAAAGGUCAGAGAGACACUCGCCGCUGAAACAGGGCUCAGUGUCCGCGUGGUCCAGGUCUGGUUCCAGAACCAGAGAGCCAAGAUGAAGAAACUGGCGAGAAGGCACCAGCAGCAGCAGGAGCAGCAGAACUCACAGCGGCUGGGGCAAGAGGUCCUGUCUAAUCGAAUGGAAGGAAUGAUGGCAUCAUACACACCACUGGCCCCACCCCAACAGCCCAUUGUCGCCAUGGAACAGAGUACCUACGGUAGCAGCGACCCUUUCCAGCAGGGCCUCACGCCUCCUCAAAUGCCAGGAAACGACUCCAUUUUCCACGACAUUGACAGUGAUACCUCCUUAACGAGUCUGAGCGACUGUUUCCUGGGCUCCUCCGACGUGGGCUCCCUCCAGGCACGAGUAGGGAACCCCAUCGACAGGCUCUACUCCAUGCAGAGUUCCUACUUCGCAUCCUGAGAGAGAAUGGAGCCCCAGGGCUGGCCAGAGGGUAGAGGAGGUGGGCAGGCCAGCCGUGCUGCCCAGACAGACUCAACAGCCAUAUGGUGCCCAGCCCUCCCAAAUGGCCUGGCCCGUCUUUGCCGGGCCCCUCCCAGCCGUUGUGGCUCCUGCAGCUCCUGGCCCAGCCCAGGUGGCUCCCAGGGUUUCCAGCCCAUCUUCUGUGGCUCCCACCUGGGCUGCCCUGAACAGGGGCACAGAGGAGCCUGGGUCCAGGGGUUUUUCUUGCUGAUAGAGACCUAUCACCCUAAAGGAGCCCCCAGGCAGGGCACAUGGACAGACUGGCCGCCUGCCCCUCUGCCUCUCCCCCAACACUCUCCUCUGCCCUCAGACCCCUCCCAGAGGGCUUCCUCUUCCUCCUCCCGGUCGUCCUCGUCCUCCUCUUCCCGGUCUUUUUUUGGAAGCUUAAAUUCGAUAUAUUUUUUUAAAACCCCUCCCCUCAUGAACGACACCUGCUGUGGCCCUGCCCCCAAGAGAACCCCCUUCCCUGGCAGAGGCCCCACCCCUCACUGCAUGCCCCAAAACUCUUAAUCGUGGACAAGUUGCCAGUUAGCCUGUGAGAAGUGAACGUAUCUGUGUCGAGUGGCUUGGUUUCUUAUCUCUCCUUCCUCCUCUCCCUCCCCCUGCCAGGGUCAGGCCUGGCCAGGGCAGAGGCUGGCAUACUGGGCUAGAGGAGUCUGGGCCUCCAGGCUUCUCUCUCUAGGUUUUCCAUUUGGAGACAUCACUAGCUUUGUAUCCUGUAAAGCUGCCCCUUCAGGGUCGAAACAGAGAUGGGAGGUGGGGCAGGUUCCCGGCAGGGGCAUUUCAGAGGUGCUUUUCCUCUCCUUCCCUCUCCUCUCCACACCGCCCCCCCCCCCGGGCCCCAACAAAGCCUCACCUUUGAAAAAGCCUGCCUCGUUUCCAGAAGGCUACUGGGACAUUAUGUGUCAGGACUGGUUCCCUCAGGCACUGGCAGAACCCUGCACUAGGUCUAGAAUGUUAGAGCUGAGAAGGACCUAAGAGUCAUAGCCCAGCCUGCUUCAUUUUACAGAGGAGGAAACUGAGAUACAGAGAUGAGAAGCAACUUGACCAUAUAGAGAGUGAGUGGUCCAGUGGGGCUUAGAGCCUCGCUGUACCACAUUGUAUCCCCUUCCUCAAUCCACAGCAAGGAGGGAGAAGGGAAGGGUGGUGGUGUCCCAGGAGCUCGUCAGUGUAUGCGCAGAGUGAAAGGACAGGAAGCAGGAGGGAGUUUCAUGGGAGAAGAGGUGGACCUAGGCUACCUGAGGCCAUUGGGGAUAGGGGAUGGAGGGGCUCACUCCAAAGGAACACAGCUUUUCCCUUUGCUUCCCCUUCUCCUCUUUUUUCUCAGCCCAGCUCCCACUUCCCCAGUUUACAAACGUGAAACAAAGUUCCUGACCCCUAGCUGAGAAGGACCCUGGGAGCUGCAAAGAGAUGAGUGAUGACCUCACACUCACAGCCCACCUUUCCCCAUCAGCGAGAAACUCAAUUUAGAAACAGCAGGGAGGGGAAUCCAAAAUCUUUGCCAAGGAGAAGGGCCUACGAGGAGAUAGACACAGGACUCCUUCCCAUCAGCCUCUACCUGUCUGCCCAAUCUCUAAGAAGAGGAGUUAGAGAUGGAUGGGAGAGAGUCAGGGGGCUGAGGAGGAGGUGAAGGGAAGGUGCAGUGACCUAGUAUUCAUAUUUUUUCACUGAAUUCUUCUAGCCUGGCAUGGAGAGAGUGCUAGAAAAGGGAGAGGCAAAUCUUGUGGCUUGAGUAUUCCAGGCCUCAAACUACCAGACAGUGACAGAGAAGAAUGAGCCAGCUUGGAGGACAAAGAAAGAGACACAUUCUUCAGGAAGAAACCUGGGGGACAGGGAGCAACCUGGGACACAGAACCUCAGAACUGGAAGGAACUUCAAAGGACAUCUAGUCCAACUCCUUUCUGAAUGGGAAUCCUCACUUCACUACCUCCUCCUUAUUAGGAAAUUUUUCUUUAAAUUUUCCUCUUUGUAAUUUCCACCCCUUGCUCCUAGUCCUGUUGCCAAACAGGAGAAUCUAAUUCCUCUUCCAAUGAGAGCACUCCAAGUACUUGAAGACAGCUAUUGUGUCCCCCUCCUCCUCCCCCUUCCCUUUCCCAAAUCUUCUUCAGACUAAAAAUCCCCUGUUCCUUCAGUGGAUCCUUCCAUGGCAUGGUCUCCAGUCCCCUCAGCAUCCUGUUUACCAUCCGCUGAAUGUGCUUGUCAAUGACUCUCCUAAGAUGUGGCAUUCUGAACCAGACACAAUACCCACGUGCAGUUUGACCACAGGAGAGGGUUAUGACCUCCCUCUUUUUCCAACCCUGGGCUUCUCUUUAUGCAGCAUCAGGAGGAAUUAGCCACAUUGUGUACGAUGUCACUCUGACUUAUAUCGAGCUUGCAGUCCAAUAAAACCCACCAGUCUUUUUACACACACACACACACACACACACACACACACAUACACACACACACACACACACAGAGCCAACCACCCCUCCUUGUGCUGCACUUGGAAAGCUGAUUUCUUUUUAACCCCUAAAAGGAACUUUACGUUUCUAUUAAAUUUCAUUGUAUUAGAUUUGGCUCAGUGUUCUAGGUUUUCGAGGUCUUUUUUGGAUACUGACUCUGUGAUGCAACAUUACCUCUCCCUCCCAGCUCUGCCACCUUCGAGUCUGAUCAUCUAUUGAUUCAUUCAAAUCAUUAAUAGAAAUGAUAAAUAGCAUACCAGGCCAAAGAAAGAGCUCCAGAGCAUUCCACCAGGGACCCCUCUCCAAGCUGACAUCCAUUAGUGAGGAUUCUUUGGGUUUUGUCAUUCAACCAGUUUAAAAUCCAAGCUGUACUAGCAUCCAAUCUUUUGUCAAAUGUUUUGGGGAAAAUCCAGGAACUCUAUAUCUAUGGCAAUCCCCUGAUCCACCCAUCUACUAAAGCUAU